AUGGCGGCAGACAAGUGGAAGUGCCCAACUGAAGUUCCUACAUCUCUCACAAUCAAUGGGACGUAUGAUCUGCCGUGGGUAGUGCGAGUGCGAGAGAUUCAGGGUAACAUAAUGCUGGCAUCUCUGACACAGAUUGUGUUAGGGGGGACGGGUGUUGUGGGUUUACUGCUGAGAUUCAUAGGGCCGCUCACAAUCGCUCCGACUAUUGCACUGGUUGGUCUGUCCCUCGCCUCGCUUGCGGGAGCGUUAUGCAAGGACCAAUGGGGCAUCAGCACAGGCACAGUGCUCCUUGUGGUGUGCUUCGCGCUGUUCCUUGGGAAAUACCAACUUCCAGUUCCAGUAUAUACAAGACAGAAACGGUGCCACAUCAACCGUUAUCCCUUCUUUCAGCUCAUACCUGUCCUCCUGUCAAUUGUCAUCAUGUGCAUCCUCUGCUUCGUGCUUACACAAUCGGACGUGUUCCCAACCAACAGCACAGAUCCUGGUUUCCAGGCCAGGACCGAUUCGAGACUCCACGUUGUGAAGGACGCUCCUUGGUUUUACUUCCCAUAUCCAGGGCACUUGGGUCGGCCCACUAUCAGUGCUGCCGGGUAUGUUGGGAUGUUGGCAGCUACCAUCGCCUCCAUCAUAGAGUCUGUCGGGGACUACUUUGCUGCUGCCCGUGCCAGCGCCGCACCUCCUCCCCCAUCGCAUGCUGUAAAUCGGGGGAUUGUGAUGGAAGGCCUUGGAAGUCUCAUAGCCGGUAGUGUAGGUGCUGUGCAUGGUAUAACAUCCUACAGUGAAAACGUUGGAGCUUUAGUCAUAACCAAGGUUGCAAGUAGGUCUGUCUUCCUUACAGCAGGCGUAAUUCUGACUCUGUGUGGCAUGGUGGGUAAAUUCGGAGCUGUGGUCAGCCUCAUUCCUACUCCAGUGAUUGGUGGGGUGGCCGUUGUGACAUUCGGAAUGGUGGCAGCUGUCGGCCUAUCUACUCUGCAGUUUGUGGAUCUGUCCUCAUCAAGGAACCUCAUGGUGCUGGGUCUGGCGCUGAUGUUGGGCAUGAUGCUGCCUCAGUGGGUAACAAACAACCCCAGAGCUAUCGACACAGGUCAUGCUGAAUCGACUCACAUCUUGAACGUCCUUCUUGGAUCUCCUAUGUUGGUCGGCGGCGUUGUUGGGUGCAUCCUCGACAACAUAGCUCCAGGAACUAUAGAAGAGAGGGGGAUGCUGAAGUGGAGGGAGGAAGGAGUCAUUUGCAAGGAGGAUACAUCCAUUUCAUCUGGCGACACCUCCACGUACGAUCUGACGUUCAUCACACAGUACCUUCCUGCGGGACUCACGUGCAGCUGGCUCCCCGUGUCCCCGACCUACACCGGAGGAUUCUGUUGCCGACGUGGGAGGAGACAUCGACUGCACUGAUCACUAGGUUGACAUGACAUGCAUCUGACCGAAACGUUAACAUCAUACCAGUCUGCAUCCCUACUAGUGAAGUCCUUGUGUGAUGCCAAGUGUACUUCACUGGGGUAAGGUAGAUCUAUUUGGGACAGUGUGUGACUUUGCUGCAUGUGUAUCAUCGUGCAAGAAGGUAUGGAUGGAUGUCGCAAGAUGCUGGUUAGCCCGGUCCAGACUAACUAUUUGCAGGCCAGAGUGAAAUAGCUGGACUACUGCUAAGGCCUGGAGCAACAUUCAUUCCAUUAUACUCUUUGCUGCCAUACUCGAGUUAUUAAGAACUCACAUGGCUUUAUAAGGAUGUCGACGUAUUCUGAUGUGGCUGUAGUAAACAUGUAGCUACAUAUUACUUGAACAUAAUGUCAGAAGCCGGAUUAGAUAAAAUAUUUACAUGUAGAAAAGACCGCAGUAAUCAGAAUUUACACAAGAUGUGUCGUUUAUAAUACUUCUGUUGCUUUGUUGUCAUUCUUAAUUUUUUAAUGAUGCUUAUUAUUUGUUCCUCUAUAUUCAAGAUUUAUGAUUUAGUUUAAAGGAAUAAUGUUAUUGAUAUAAAACUGUCAUAUAUAAUAUAACGGAUUUAAACAAUAUCAUACUCAGGAAAACAUAGUUUCAUAUAAGGGAUUGGUGAACAGACAAAUAAAUAUCUAUAUAACACCUCUCUCUUUUAAAUAAAUAUAUAAUGUUAACGCCAGAGAAUAACUAGAGUCAAUAAUCUGCCGAAAGAGAUUCCAUUUGGUGUAAUGGCAAAAUAGCGGUGAUAAUAAUAUCAACUGAUCACUGAAAAUCAAUGAUAACACCAGGUAAUAUGUAGUUACUGGUAAAUAAAUGGGAGUUUGAAAUCAAAUUAAGGAAGUAUUUUUACAAUAUAAAGUAAAUAAUAUAACUUUUUAGUGUAUACAGCAUACAAAAGUCAAUAAGUUCACAUUUGAAGAGCAUGUUGUACAGAAUGUCAUGGUACGAGGUAAUUCAUAUCGAAUAUUUUGUUAGAUUCGUAUAUAUUUUACUGAACAUUUUCUUUCUAACUUUGCAACACUGAUUGCUAUUUUUCAUGAAAACAUAGCUGGUG
This is a messenger RNA of Haliotis rufescens (red abalone), 2491 nucleotides long. RefSeq names its product solute carrier family 23 member 2-like. Lineage: Eukaryota; Metazoa; Mollusca; Gastropoda; Lepetellida; Haliotidae. Gene Ontology annotation, biological process: transmembrane transport. Gene Ontology annotation, cellular component: membrane. Gene Ontology annotation, molecular function: transmembrane transporter activity. The coding region runs from base 1 to 1395 and encodes 464 amino acids. The transcript is spliced from 9 exons. The record is from RefSeq and is a predicted model, not a curated record.